Oryza sativa Japonica Group (Japanese rice) is the source of this 3202-nucleotide messenger RNA. RefSeq lists its product as uncharacterized. The record is from RefSeq and is a predicted model, not a curated record. Gene Ontology annotation, biological process: RNA methylation. Lineage: Eukaryota; Viridiplantae; Streptophyta; Magnoliopsida; Poales; Poaceae. Gene Ontology annotation, molecular function: tRNA (cytidine-N5)-methyltransferase activity; RNA binding.
GCCGCCUUUCCUCCUCCUCCCCACCCCGCAUCACUCGCCGCCGCUCCUAAACCCCUCGAAGAGAACCCCCUCCUCCCCUCGCGCCACCGCCGCCCGCAUCCGCGCCGUCACCGGGAGGGAGAGCAGCAGCGGCGGAAGCAGGAGCAGCUCGCGCGAGAGAGGGAGGAAGCCAUGGGAGGCGGCAGGAAGCGCGGGCGCACGCAGCGCCGCCACUUCAAGCAGGGGCGGGAGAACGUCUGGAAGCACAACCCGCAGCGCCCCCCGGCGGCUGGCGGCGAAGGAGCCGAAGGAGGCGCUGCCGAGGGGCGCGAAGGGAACCCCUCGUGGCAGCCCUUCGCCACCGAGAACCCAGCCUUCGAGGACUACUACAAGGCACAGCAAAUUAUUCCGGAGGGAGAGUGGGACGACUUCAUGAACAUGCUCCGGAAACCGCUGCCAGCCACUUUCAGGAUUAAUGCGAGCUGUCAAUUUUAUCAAGAUAUUUGCUCACAGUUAGAAAAUGACUUCAGGAAGUCAUUGGAAACUGAGGUUAGUGAUGAGCAUGAAGAAGAUGCUAUUCGGCCUUUGCCUUGGUACCCUGGCAAUCUUGCAUGGCAUUUGAAUUUUUCUCGAAUGCAGCUGAGGAGAAACCAGGCACUUGAGGGUUUUCAUGAAUUCUUGAAGCGAGAGAAUGAAGUUGGCAAUAUAACUAGGCAAGAGGCUGUCAGCAUGGUUCCUCCUUUGUUUCUGAAUGUGCAACCUGAUCAUCAUAUUCUUGACAUGUGCGCUGCUCCAGGAUCAAAGACCUUCCAGUUACUUGAGAUGAUCCAUCAGUCUACAAAGCCUGGAAUGCUUCCAAAUGCCCUUGUGGUAGCUAAUGAUGUUGAUGUGCAAAGAUGCAAUCUUCUUAUUCAUCAGACAAAGAGAAUGUGCACAGCCAACUUGAUUGUGACGAAUCAUGAAGCACAGAACUUUCCUGGCUGUAAUCUUGCAAAGUUUAGUUCAGAAACAUGCACGGAUGAGUCCAAACUGCAGAGGUUGGAAUUUGAUCGUGUAUUGUGUGAUGUGCCUUGUAGUGGUGAUGGAACUGUGCGUAAAGCUCCUGAUAUGUGGAGAAAGUGGAAUGCUGGUAUGGGGAAUGGACUCCAUCGUCUCCAAGUAGAAAUUGCAAUGCGCGGUAUUGGUUUGCUUAAAGUGGGUGGAAGGAUUGUUUACUCAACAUGUUCAAUGAAUCCUGUUGAAAAUGAAGCAGUUGUCGCGGAGAUUCUACGGAGAUGUGGGGAUUCUGUUGAACUUCUUGAUGUUUCUAAUGAGCUACCUGAAUUAGUCAGGCGUCCUGGACUUAGCACCUGGAAGGUACGGGAUAGAGGGUCUUGGUUUGGCACUCACGAAGAUGUCCCUCGCUACAGAAAGAACGUGAUAUCACCAAGCAUGUUUCCUUCAGGGAAGGGCACCAUGGAUAGCCAUGUGGCUAUUGGCAGUGUUGAGAUCAACACAGAUGUAAUUGAUGCUGAUAUGAAAGAUUCAACAAACAUGGUAGAGGGAGAACAAGAAACGAAAACAGCAUCUGAUGAUGUCAAUAAUGGUGGUGAUCCCAAUACUGAAGAGACGAGCAAACUUGAGUCUAAUGAAGUUCCAAACGACUCUGAUAAAAAGUCAAAUUCUACGUCUAUCCGCACAGAACAUUCAAAUUUCCCUCUGCAUCGCUGCAUGAGAAUUGUUCCGCAUGAUCAAAACAGUGGGGCAUUUUUUAUUGCAGUCCUUCAGAAAAUCUCCCCUAUUAAUGGGAACCAAGAGGCAGAACUUAUAAAAGGCGAGCACAAUAUUUCAAAGGAUAGGGCUGAGAAACUUGAGAAAGGUCUCGGAUCAGAUAAGGUGCCACAUAAAGAAAAUACCGUGCAGCAGCAAGGAGUUGAUGAUGGUAAUGUUAUGGAUGAACAGCAAAAUGGAGAUGUGGAUAAUGAAACAUCAAAUGGUAAAAGCUCAGAGGAAGCUAAAGUAAUUGUUAAUGAGGCAGAAAAUGAUCAAGCAGGACCAAGAGAUAGGAGGAGGAAGCCACAGAACCAAGGAAGGUGGAGAGGGGUUGAUCCAGUGAUAUUUUUCAAAGAUGAAGCUACAAUAAGAAGUAUAGUAUCUUUCUAUGGUAUCAAGGAUACAUUUCCGCUUGAGGGUCACCUUGUGACUAGGAAUCCUGAUGCUGGCCAUGUUAAAAGAAUAUACUACGUGUCAAAAUCAGUGCAAGAAGUUUUGGAGCUCAAUGUAAAAGUUGGUGAGCGGCUUAAGAUUACCUCACUUGGCCUAAAGAUAUUUGAAAGACAGUCAUCAAAGGAUGGCUCACCAUGCACAUUUAGGUUGUCUUCAGAGGGUUUACCACUGCUGCUUCCAUACAUCACCAAACAGAUUCUCUACGCUUCUGCAAUUGACUUCCAGCACCUUUUACAAUACAGAACUAUUAAAUUUCCUGAUUUUGUGGAUGCAAAAUUCGGUGAAGAAGCUUCAGCUUUGUUGCCUGGUUGCUGUGUUGUAGUACUUUGGGAAGGGCAUCAGAACAUAGAUUCCAUCGCCAUGGAUCCUUCUGCAAUCGCCAUUGUUUGCUGGAAAGGGAAGACCAAUUUGUGCGUCAUGGUUUCUCCCCUGGAUGGGAAGGAGCUGCUUGAGAGGAUUUGUUUACGUUAUGGGCUCAAAAUCCCCAAAGCGGAUGAUGUAAAACCCAGCAUGAAGAUUGAUGGAUCAGACGAGCAGCCUGAUCUCAGCACUGAGGCAGUUGAUCCAGAAGCUGUGCCCGAAAGCAAAGCAUCUGACAUGGAGAUUGCAGAUGCUAAAGAGGUGGAGUAAUCCUGCUGAAUGCUGAUGCUAUCCAAGGCCACAUAUUAUAGCUGGAUACAACAUCGCCCCAUCAUUUGCCUACCGGUAUUAGUUGAGCGAUGAGCCGCCAUUUUUCAUUGAUUCUGGCAUUUACGCCGUUUUCCUGUUUGAUUUAUCAUAUUCUGUUUCUGAAGAAUGGGUGAAUGAACUCGCCCAUUAGUGAAAGGGCACCACGUUGCUCUAAAGCCCAUCUGUCCAUGUCAUCUGGUAAUCGUGCACGUAUUGCCCCCUCCAUACUUCCGGCUGGCUCAUCCACCUGUAACCUAUCAGUAUCAGCUUAUUUUUCUUCGAAGAGAAUGUAUUACAGGGAGUCUUAACCUGAACUCUUGAACCUGAUAAAUUUUGAUAUGACAAUAUU